AUGUGCUGGUACCGAUAUGUUGUCCAUACCUUCAUCAUCUGCCCCUACAGACGCAACACCUUUGCGGAUUUCCUAGAUCACAUCAAAGGCAUACAUCCCGAUAUCCAGUUUACCAUGGAAGUAGAUAAAAAUGCCGCCCUUCCCUUCUUGGAUGUUUUGGUUGAGAGGAAACCAGAUAGCACUUUAGGACAUCGAGUACAUAGGAAGCCAACUUGCACAGACAGAUAUAUGAAUGCGGAGUCGCACCAUCACCCAGCCCAGAAACAGGGGAUCAUAAAUACCUUGAUUCAUCGAGCGCGGAUCAUCAGCGAGCCAAGACACUUGGCCAAGGAACUAGAACACCUACGCACAGCCCUGAGAGGCAAUGGCUACACGGCGAGGAAUAUUGAACAAGCUAUCAGGAGGAGACAUACGCCCAUAGAGAAACGGGAGUACUUAUUAGCGGAGUAG
Messenger RNA from Anoplophora glabripennis (Asian longhorned beetle), 450 nucleotides. RefSeq lists its product as uncharacterized. The record is from RefSeq and is a predicted model, not a curated record. Lineage: Eukaryota; Metazoa; Arthropoda; Insecta; Coleoptera; Cerambycidae. The transcript has a single exon. Bases 1 to 450 code for a protein of 149 amino acids.